AUGCUGGGGACAGAAAUGUUAAUCGAGAUAAACACUUUCAUCAGAGAUGCUGGGGACAGAAAUGUUAAAGUCGAGAUAAACACUGACAUCAGAGAUGCUAGGGACAUAAAUCUUAAAGUCGAGAUAAACACUGAUAUCAAAGAUGCUGGGGACAGAAAUGUUGAAGUCGAGAUAAACACUGACAUCAGAGAUGCUAGGGACAUAAAUCUUAAAGUCGAGAUAAACACUGAUAUCCGAGAUGCUGGGGACAGAAAUGUUGAAGUCAAGAUAAACACUGACAUCAGAGAUGCUAGGGACAUAAAUCUUAAAGUCGAGAUAAACACUGAUAUCAAAGAUGCUGGGGACAGAAAUGUUGAAGUCAAGAUAAACACUGACAUCAGAGAUGCUAGGGACAUAAAUCUUAAAGUCGAGAUAAACACUGAUAUCGGAGAUGCUGGGGACAGAAAUGUUAAAAUCGAAGUAAACACUAACAUCAAAGGUGCUAGGCACAUAAAUGUUAAAAUCGAAGUAAACACUAACAUCAGAGAUGCUAGGAACAGAAAUGUUAAAGUCGAGGACAGAAAUGUUAAAAUCGAGAUAAACACUGAUAUCAGAGAUGCUGGGGACAAAACUGUUAAAGUCGAGAUAAACACUGAUAUCCGAGAUGCUGGGGACAGAAAUGUUGAAGUCGAGAUAAACACUGACAUCAUAGAUGCUGGGGACAAAAAUGUUAAAGUAGAGAUAAACACUGAUAUCAGAGAUGCUGGGGACAGCAAUGUUAAAGUCGAGAUAAACACUGACAUCAGCGAUGACGAGGACAGAAAUGUUGAGGUCGAGAUAUACACACUUUUAUCAGAGAUGACAUAA
Mizuhopecten yessoensis (Yesso scallop) is the source of this 846-nucleotide messenger RNA. RefSeq names its product probable ATP-dependent helicase PF08_0048. The transcript has a single exon. NCBI's taxonomy places the organism in Eukaryota, Metazoa, Mollusca, Bivalvia, Pectinida, Pectinidae. Bases 1 to 846 code for a protein of 281 amino acids. The record is from RefSeq and is a predicted model, not a curated record.